AUGGGCGAGGCUCCCGCCGCCGCCGAGGGAGGGAGAUGGGGAGGCGGGGGCUUGGGGGAGCGACCCCUGCCAUUCGGCCUCUACUGCACGCACGUGUGCCUCUAUUUUCUUCCUCCAUGCCCCGGGCAGGCUCUCCAGCACUGGCCGGGGGGCCCCGUUAGGGUCUCAAGUUUCCCCCCCCUCCUGGCGAGGCCCGCGGACAUCCGACGGGAGCGCAGCACCCCCUCUGUGGGGCUCAAUUUCGGAACUCUUGGGGGUACCGCGGCGCCAGCAACCACGUCUGCUUCUUCUGGUGGUUUUGGAACUGGGCUCUUUGGAGCUAAACCCGCCACUGGGUUCACUCUAGGAGGGACAAACACAGGUAUAGCAACAACUAUCACUUCAGGAUUAACUCUGGGGACGCCCGCCACUACGUCUGCAUCCACGACAGGCUUCAGCUUAGGGUUCAGCAAGCCCGCAGCAUCCGCCACGCCGUUCGCGCUGCCCAUCGCUUCCACCUCUGCCAGCGGGCUCGGCCUUUCCUCUGCUCUGACCUCGACUCCAGCAGCAUCCACAGGAUUUACUCUAAAUAACUUGGGUGGAACAACAGCUGCGACCACAACUGCGUCCACAGGGCUUUCUCUAGGGGGAGCCUUGGCUGGCUUGGGAGGCUCGCUCUUCCAGAGUACAAACACUGCACCAUCAGGACUUGGACAGAAUGCUUUGGGCUUGACUUUGGGAACCACAGCAGCUACUUCAACUGCGGGCAACGAAGGCCUUGGUGGUAUAGAUUUUAGUAGCUCAUCAGAUAAAAAGAGUGAUAAAACAGGAACAAGACCAGAGGAUAGUAAAGCACUGAAGGAUGAAAAUCUGCCUCCUGUCAUCUGCCAGGAUGUUGAAAAUCUCCAGAAAUUUGUGAAGGAGCAAAAGCAGGUCCAGGAAGAAAUUAGUAGAAUGUCUUCCAAAGCAAUGCUUAAAGUUCAAGAAGACAUUAAGGCUCUGAAGCAGCUGCUUUCGUUGGCUGCCAGUGGAUUACAGAGAAACACUCUCAACAUUGACAAGUUGAAAGUCGAGACUGCCCAGGAGUUAAAGAAUGCUGAGAUAGCUUUGAGAACCCAGAAGACACCACCUGGGCUUCACCAUGAAAACACAGCUCCUGCUGACUACUUCAGAAUCUUGGUUCAGCAGUUUGAAGUACAGCUUCAGCAGUACAGACAGCAAAUUGAAGAACUAGAAAACCAUCUUGCCACUCAAGCAAAUAAUUCACAUAUAACCCCUCAAGAUUUGUCAAUGGCUAUGCAGAAAAUUUAUCAAACAUUUGUAGCUUUAGCUGCACAACUUCAGUCUAUUCAUGAAAAUGUAAAGGUACUCAAGGAACAGUACCUGGGCUAUAGGAAGAUGUUCCUGGGAGAUGCCGUAGAUGUAUUUGAAGCCAGACGAGCGGAAGCCAAGAAGUGGCAGAACGCGCCGCGCGUCACGACGGGCCCCACCCCAUUCAGCACCAUGCCAAACGCAGCCGCUGUUGCCAUGGCUGCGACACUUACACAGCAGCAACAGCCUGCUCCAGGGCCACAGCCAUCUCUGGGAGUUAGUUUUGGAACGCCAUUCGGCUCAGGCGUUGGCACUGGCUUGCAACCAAGUGGCUUAGGUUCUUCGAGCCUUGGAGGAUUUGGAGCUAGCUCUGGCUUUGGAUGCAGCACCACAGGGGCCUCCACAUUUGGAUUUGGAACAACAAAUAAACCCUCAGGAAGUCUUAGUGCAGGCUUUGGCAGCUCAAGUACAUCUGGGUUUAACUUCAGUAAUCCCGGCAUCACGGCAUCAGCGGGCUUGACAUUUGGGGUGUCCAACCCUGCCUCUGCAGGCUUUGGGACAGGAGGACAGCUCCUUCAGUUGAAGAAGCCUCCAGCUGGAAACAAAAGAGGAAAAAGAUGAACAUGACUUGGUGUUGAGAAUCCCUGCAGCACCGCUCAUCCUAUGAGUCUAUUUUUCUAAUGAUGCAGUGAUGAAGUUGCAUCCCAGGAGAUUUAUAAUGUUUUGAUAUUUUUCCCUACUGUGGAAUUUGAACUUUGUUCACGUUUGCCAUACUGAACAUCUUUUUUCUUGUGAAUUUAAAACCCAGUUAUGUUGUUUUGUGUUAAUUUGAUUCUCAGUGUAAGAAAUGUUUUGAUCACAUCACUGAUUGCUAAUGGUUACAGACUGUUCAUCUGAAACCUACUAUUUAACCUACUGUUCUUAGCAAUGGCUUUGUUGAUAAGGUUGACAUUAUGUGAAUAUAUGCACAUUUGUUUCUUACAUGGAUGGUAUGAACUCUGGCCUCUGUAGGCUCAGUGCGCUCCUUGACAGUGGCCUUUGGCAGGAGCGCUGCAGGACAUCUUGUGAAUAUGUAUGUAGACUUUUACAGAGUAAUGCACAUAGCAGUGUGUGCAUAUACAGUGUAUAUUACAGACCUGCAGCUUUGCCUCAGGCUGUUCCUCUUCCUAAGGGUAUUCCACUUCUCACCGUGAAAGCUUCCUAUCCUCAGUGCUUGUCGAGGAGGAACUGGAGGCUCCAGGUCCUCGCAGUGUUGCUUCACGCCCCCAGGCUCUUCCACUUUUGUCUCCUCCUCAGCCUUGAGCAGCUUCUCCAGAUGGGGACGCUGGAAGACGCGCGCGCACACACACAGAUCCAGCUGCUCUUACCAUCCCACGUGUCCUUAUUUUGCUUCCGAGAGAUGUGCUUUCUUCUCUGAGAUGGGCCUUCAGGAGUCUGUUUGGACUCCAGACUUGAGUUCUGGGGCAAAGAGUUGUUAGCCACAUCAGUCCUGUGCAGGCGAAGCUGCCCUGUCAGCCUAGCAAGGACUGUCCUGGCUAUCCCAGGCUGGAGUGCUUUCUCCCAGGGCGAUCGACACUGACACCAGAUGGCUGGCCUCUCUGCCUCCUCGUAUCUUAGGCGAGUGCUUAAUUUGGAACAGAGGAACAAUCUAUUUUAAGAAAGAAAAGUAUUCUUUGCAGCAACUGUAAAGUCCCCUCUGUUGUAACAGUGAACUGAGCUCCCGCUCCAGGUAAUUGCACAGACAUGUCAGGCUGCAUCUGUUGAAUACUUGUCUGUUAGUAUUUGGGAUGUCAGUGGGUAAAAAAGAAACCCUUGGAGAGAGAACUGCCUUAGCCGUGAUUUCAGAACAAGACCUUUAGGUAGACCUCUUUAUCUUUCCAGUACAGUUUUCAGACGGAUGUGAACAUGGAAUUUCAUUGAAAACAGUUUAAUUUUUUAUAUAAAAGGUUUUGUACAUAAUGUGCAUCAGUGAGUAUUUUCAGAAUCAUUUUCACCAAGUCACCUUUUUUUCUAAAAUAGGUAUUGCAUAUAUAUACACACACACCACACGCACCCACACACGUAUAUUUUUUAGUAUAAUGUCAGUUGAAUUUGAUUAUAAAAGUGUUGUCAAAUCUGUUUUAUUUAUCUGCAUAUAGCAAUGAUUGACUUUUUUGAAUUGACAUUUUUGCGUCUUGAUGCAUUGAAAUAAGAAAAAUUAUUUGUCUCUGAGCGCUAAACUUGUUUUUAUUUUUGCAUAUGUCUCUAAUAUUGCAAUCCCCAAAUCCAGAUCAGAGGGGAAGUUAGGAAAAAGAUGUGAUUUUGUGUUUUGAAUUACUGUCAGAAUUACAUACACAGUUACAACAAACUUUUUUUAAAAAGGACAUUGCAUUGUACUUCAAAGAUCUGAAUAUUUAUAUUUCUUGUCUUUUUCUUUAUAUAUUUUACAUUUUAAUACGUUGAACCACUGGAAAUUUGUAACAGAUUAAUUUGUGAUAGCUUAAAUGUAUGUCACUGUCUCCAUUGUCUUCACUUUGUCCAGAGCCUAUUAUUAUGGAAACAAUAAAAUUUAUUGCGACAGUUGCCUUGA
Messenger RNA from Carlito syrichta (Philippine tarsier), 3859 nucleotides. It is a transcript of the gene NUP58, whose product is annotated as nucleoporin 58. NCBI's taxonomy places the organism in Eukaryota, Metazoa, Chordata, Mammalia, Primates, Tarsiidae. Gene Ontology annotation, molecular function: structural constituent of nuclear pore. Bases 1 to 1911 code for a protein of 636 amino acids. The record is from RefSeq and is a predicted model, not a curated record. Gene Ontology annotation, cellular component: nuclear pore. The transcript has 16 exons. Gene Ontology annotation, biological process: nucleocytoplasmic transport.